UCUCUCAUCACCAUCAUAUGUUGGGAUAUUUUGUAGUUCUUUUCUUUGACAUUUCAUAUUGGCACAUUUUGGGGGUUAGUUUUACGCAAUUGCCUGCAAUUGAGGAAAAAUAAAAGAUCCAAAGAAUUUUCCGUGAAAACUCUUGCAAUUAAAUAAAAGUUUUAAUUGGAAUUUUACUCAAUAUGUCUGCCUUAUAUGCUGCCCGUCAUGUUACCGGUGUGACUUCUUCGGUUUUGUCGAGAUGCACGGCCGUAAGACGUUGCCUAAGCACAGCACGUUUGGUGCGUUCUGCCAAAGGCUCCCCCUCUGCCUUGUUGCAUUUGAACAAACAUUUGAACCCCAUGGCCUCUUAUUCGGCCGGAUUCCAAAAAUUUGUACGAGAAUAUGCUUCCGAAAAGAAAGUAUUCGAACGCACCAAGCCUCACUGUAAUGUUGGUACAAUUGGUCAUGUUGAUCAUGGCAAAACUACCUUAACUGCCGCCAUUACCAAGGUCUUGGCCGACAAACAAUUGGCUGAAAGCAAGAAAUACAAUGAAAUCGAUAAUGCCCCCGAAGAAAAGGCCCGUGGUAUUACCAUCAAUGUGGCCCAUGUGGAAUAUCAAACCGAGAAUCGCCAUUAUGGUCACACCGAUUGUCCUGGCCAUGCUGAUUACAUUAAGAACAUGAUCACCGGUACUGCCCAGAUGGAUGGCGCCAUUUUGGUUGUAGCCGCAACUGAUGGUGCUAUGCCCCAGACCCGUGAACAUUUGUUGUUGGCCAAGCAAAUUGGUAUUAACCACAUUGUGGUCUUUAUCAACAAAGUUGAUGCUGCUGACCAGGAAAUGGUUGAUUUGGUAGAAAUGGAAAUUCGUGAAUUGCUUAGUGAAAUGGGUUAUGAUGGUGACAACAUUCCCGUGAUUAAGGGUUCCGCAUUGUGUGCCCUGGAGGACAAAAAUCCCGAAAUCGGUUCCGAGGCCAUUUUGAAACUUCUCAACGAGGUGGACAACUUCAUUCCCACACCCGUACGUGAAUUGGACAAACCAUUCCUUUUGCCUGUUGAAAAUGUCUACUCCAUUCCUGGUCGUGGUACUGUUGUAACUGGUCGCUUGGAACGUGGUAUUGUUAAGAAGGGCUUCGAAUGUGAAUUUGUUGGCUACAACAAGGUGAUCAAGUCCACCGUUACCGGCAUUGAAAUGUUCCAUCAAAUUUUGGAUGAAGCCCAGGCUGGUGAUCAGUUGGGUGCCCUCGUUAGAGGUGUAAAACGUGAUGAAAUCAAACGUGGCAUGGUUAUGUGCAAGCCCGGCAGUGUCAAGGCCUUGGAUCAAUUGGAAGCCCAAGUCUAUAUUCUAGCCAAGGAGGAAGGUGGUCGUUCAAAACCUUUUAUGUCCUUCAUUCAAUUGCAAAUGUUUUCACGUACCUGGGAUUGUGCUGUCCAAGUGCAAAUCCCCGACAAAGAGAUGGUAAUGCCUGGCGAAGACACCAAAUUGAUUUUGCGUUUAAUACGUCCCAUGGUCCUGGAACAGGGUCAGCGUUUCACCUUGCGUGAUGGUAAUUUGACUUUGGGUACUGGUGUAGUGACCAAGGUAUUGCCUCCCUUGAGCGAAACCGAACGUCUCUCGCUGACAGAGGGCAAGAAGGCACGUGAGAAGAAAAUGGCCGAUAAAAAGUAAAAUUAUUAUGUAGUUUGUAAUUAAAAUCUAUGAUAAGUUCUUAUUAUUUUACGAUACCUUUUGAUUUUUCUUAAAGAAAAUAUUAUGUUGCACCUUUUUUGUAAUUGGCUAAUUGAAAAGAGCAUUUUUCAAGAAGAAUUGUCAUUUCUUUAAAAAAAUGUAUUAAUGAUUUUCUGUUAAGUUUGAUAAACUGCAGUGGAAAGUUAUCCCAUAGCAUAAAAAGGAAAUGAUGAAAAAUUAACAAAAUAAAUAUGAAGGAAAAUCAA
Molecule: messenger RNA, 1915 nt
Organism: Musca domestica (house fly)
Lineage: Eukaryota; Metazoa; Arthropoda; Insecta; Diptera; Muscidae
Gene: mEFTu1
Product: elongation factor Tu
Exons: 2
Coding region: 183-1649 (488 amino acids)
Biological process (GO): mitochondrial translational elongation
Cellular component (GO): mitochondrion
Molecular function (GO): GTP binding; GTPase activity; translation elongation factor activity
Source: RefSeq, a predicted model, not a curated record